GCCGUGACAGGCUGUGACUUGCUGACUUGUUGCUGACUAGUCACUACAACACGCGGAUUGCCGGAGGAUGAAUAGUAUGUUCUCUCAAGUCUACAGAGCUGUCUCAUCUAGACUUCCCUCCUUAUCCAGUUCCACUCACACCUCGUCAGCAUCCAGAAUGAACCAGAACGAAAUCAAAGAGUUUGUCGAGAAGAACCUCAAAGACAAAGGCCUGGUCGUCUUCAUCCGGACUUCACCGUCAUGCUACUUCUGCCAGCAAGCUCUACGUUUCUUGGAACAAUACCCCGAGCUCGAGGGUAAAUCAAUCGACCUUAGCGCGACCGGGGAGCAGAAGGCCAUAAUCAGCUACCUUGGCAGCCUCCCUGGUUCUUCGGCCACAUUCCCUCGGGUUUUUGCUAACAAGAAAUUGAUUGGUGGCUAUUCGGAUUUGGAGGGCUUGGGUGCACCUGGUGUCAAGGCCAUGCUCGAGAAGGAAUGAGCACGA
Suillus paluster is the source of this 484-nucleotide messenger RNA. RefSeq lists its product as uncharacterized. The record is from RefSeq and is a predicted model, not a curated record. Bases 68 to 478 code for a protein of 136 amino acids. The transcript is spliced from 5 exons. NCBI's taxonomy places the organism in Eukaryota, Fungi, Basidiomycota, Agaricomycetes, Boletales, Suillaceae.